Messenger RNA from Aureobasidium vineae, 243 nucleotides. The record is from the annotation of a GenBank genome assembly. NCBI's taxonomy places the organism in Eukaryota, Fungi, Ascomycota, Dothideomycetes, Dothideales, Saccotheciaceae.
AUGCUCGCACAUCCCUCGGCCAUCUCAUCGCUAUCAUUGUCCAAGGACGGUAGAGAGGCGGUUUCAGCUGGUCACGACGCAUCGAUCCGGUUCUGGUCGCUUGAGAAGAGACAGUGCACGCAAGACAUCACGUCACACCGACCCAUGAGAGGCGAAGGUGUUUGCAGUGUGGUGUGGAGUCAGGACGGUAGAUACGUCGUUAGUGCAGGAGGCGACGGUGUGGUGAAGGUGUUUGCGCGAUAG